This is a messenger RNA of Diprion similis, 2927 nucleotides long. RefSeq lists its product as uncharacterized. Lineage: Eukaryota; Metazoa; Arthropoda; Insecta; Hymenoptera; Diprionidae. Bases 375 to 1175 code for a protein of 266 amino acids. The transcript has 5 exons. The record is from RefSeq and is a predicted model, not a curated record.
AAUCACGCGACGACUUGUUGCUUUUGGUCAGUUUAAGACAGUGAUCGAGUAAAAUUCCGAAUCAGCGGUUUUCAAAAUCGCAUAUUUCAAAUCGCGUUGUUUCAGCUUUCGCAUGAAAUUUACACUUGGCUCUGCAAGCCUUAGAUAAAAGUGAAAAGACAGUCAGACAGCAGUUGUGAUGAUCGAAAGGUGAUUAACGGAAACGCGAGAUACCGCGUCGGAAUUACGACCGAGUUCAUCGACCGGUACUUGUUGUUAAUUCGAUGUAAAAUAAAAGGUGUGAAGAGUUUACAGUCAGAAGUAAAAGUGAAGUGGAAGGUGAUUCGAUUAGUGAUCAUUGAAAUGCCGCGAUAUGGUCAAACUCUGAACGAGACAUGGCGUCUUUACUUUUAUCCGCACUUCACCACUCUCCAGCGGCACACAGGAACCAUUAUCGGAAGUGCGCCACCACCUGGCUAGGUAGCCUCUUGGUGACGUUACUUGUCGCGUCGAUACACGGCGCUCCGACGAUGACGACGGACAGACGUAUUCUCCAAGGGAAAUGGGUUAACCCCUGUGGACUUGCGCUCACCGACGGUGAUCCCGACGGCGACGUCCCCCAGCUCAACGACUCCCAGCUGCUAUCACAGGUCGUCAUUCAAGCAAAGACGGCCCUCAUGCACGCCGAGAUAUUCAGAGACGAUUAUAUCAACAAAACCUUCCGGAGCAACUUCGCAAAGGUCCACAACGACUGGAAAGCGAAUCACUACGACUGGCUGCCAAACAAGCAGGACAUACCUAAGGAACUUAACGAAUCCCUGGCCAAGGAGUACCUCGAUAAAUUGGAGCUCGACAAGGCGCUGCUCGACGCGUACGAAUUUAUGCAGACAUACGCAGUUGGAUUGGAGCAGAUCGUCUGGGACCAGAAGGACAAUAACUCGGAAUUUCAAAAGCUGUUUGCCGACACCGAGUACAAGCUUCGCACGGUGCUGUGCGAGUUGCAAGCGGCGCUCGUAGAACGCGGAGUCAAGCCGCGGCCAGACGUCACCCGUGACGUUAUGGUGCCGGAGAUCCGGAGAAGCAUGAACGAAGCCAUGACGUCCCUUCGGGAUUGGAUCAUAUUCCGGGACUACAUGAACGGACUCGAGUACAUAAUCGAGGUGUUCGAGCACCUCGGUGACCGCCUUCGAUCCUGAGGGUGGCGAUCAGGCGGAAGUCAACGCAGGCCGACUCGGUGGCGUUUUGCUCACUUCAGGCGGACCGCGAAACUAAAGUUUCUACCCUACCAGGAAACCCUCCUCGCCUGAAGGAACAUCGGUAGGGCGUUUUCUGCCGACAUUAAUUCAUCGUUAGAUUUUAAAUGCAUACAUAUAUUUAUAUACACUUACAUAUAUACACCGAACUAUCACUAUCAAUCCGCAUCGCGAAGACGCUUUCAGUGUACCACAGAAAGAGAAAAACCGCAUCGGUCGAUUUUUAUGUAAUAUUAUCAUCGCUUUCUUUUAAUUUUUUUUUUUUUUUUUUCGUUUUAUUUUAUAAUCUGUACACUUUUACUACAAACCGUUGGCAGAAACUUAACUAAUUAAACCGACAAGCAUUAUCAAACAUAAAUGCAGAGCAAAACAUACACAGCUUCAAAAUUAUAAUGACGAAUUUGAUUUUGAUGUUUUUUUUUAUUUUUUUAUUUUUUCUAAUCUAAUCUUCUUAUUUUCGAAUAGAAAAACAAAGUACGUCACGACACGCGCAUUGUAAGCUUCCGCCCCUGGAAAUUAACACGCGAUUCAUAUCACCCUGUGUAAUAUUAUACCUAUACAACACACACCAAUACAUUUUAUUCGUAAACUAUAGUUAUGUGUAAUAUACGUAUUUCGUACACGAAGAUUAUCGUUUCCCGCGGUAGGGAAGAAAACGAAAGGAAGAAAGAAAGAAAGAAAAACAUCAGAAACUAUAAAUUAAAGUUAAAAAAAAUUCACCUCAAACAUUAUACAACUUUCGUCAUUCGUAUAUAUAUAUAUACAUCGCGUAUCGUUGGAUAAUUGUAGGAAGAAACAAAAAAAAAUUUAUACAUGUACAUGAGACCGUACGUAUGUAGUUCGUACUACGGUUUGCAUAGAGACGACACGGAUGUGAGGAGGAUUUGAAUUCCUAACCACCGCCACCAAACCCUAUAUACUAAUUAUUAUGCCAUAUCGAUUGAAGUAGCUAUGGUUUCCCCCCCUCCUUUUUAUUAAUCAAAAUGUCUCAUUUUAUGCAGGUGGACAUGGUAUAAUUAGAGUAGUUACGGAGCAUAUUUGUUUGUUAUCAUUUUAUCGAAAUGAUCCCCUCUCUCGAGAGGGGAUGAUUUUUUUUUUUUUUUUUACCGUGGAGGGCGAAACCGAAAUCAAUCAAUCUCGGAGGAAUUCGCUUACCUCAAUACUAUCCUAGAUUCAUUCUUCUUAAAAAAGCAUGCUGCUAUAUGCUUAUUUUAAAUUAGGUACCCAGCAUCGCGACGUGCUCAGGGAUGCACUUAAAGCCAGAUAAUCUUAAAAAAAUGAAGAAAGCAAGAAAAAAGAAAUGCAAAAAAAAAAAAAACGAAAGAAAAACUGCACAGUACUUCGAUGCCCGUAAUUUUGUUUUUUACUCUUCCUUUCGUUUCUUUUGUUUCUUUGUACACUGUCGAUUUUUCCCCUCGUAAUCAACGCCUAGGAGUGUGCGAAUAUUAGGAGUGAAACCGCAAAAGAGACAAGGGAAACAGGAAAGAACAAAAAAGAACAUAGAAAAUGAAUGGGGCUGGUUUUAAAAAUUUGUAAAAAGAUUAGAAAAAAAAAUCAAGAGUGUAGAAAUAUCGCUUUUCGGCAGCUGGCUACAAGAAAGAGGGGGGAAAAAAAAAUCGAAAGACGUGAAAAUCUCUUGAUUUUAUUCUUAACGAAUAUUUAUUAAUUAACUGUAAUAUUAUAUUGUAUUUAUUC